AUCCGUACCAUAGCAGCAGCAACGAGUGGCUCUCUCCCUCCCCUCCAAAACACAUAACCUUGACCCCCUCUCUCUCUUGUUUGCUUCGUUGUGACCAGGGGUGCGGAGUUUGGCUCUUGGCAAACGAAGAUGGCGUCGACCAGCACCGUCUCAUCCUCCUCCGCACUGUCGACGCUUGUUGUGGACGGCAAGGCCCCUCGUCAACCUCAGCCCCAGAAGAGCCAGACCCUCCUGACCUCCCUCCCCCCUCCCCCUGCUCUCCACUCUCCACCUCUCUCUUCUGCUUCCGCUUAUUGUCGUAAGAUUGCGCGCAAUGUGGCGGCUAUGGCUACUGGUGAGGCUCCUGCCGAAGUCGCCGCCGCCGAGCUCCCUGAGAUUUUCAAAUCCUCCAAAGAAGCUUGGGACAAAGUGGAAGAUAAGUAUGCCGUCAGUUCGCUGGCGGUCGCUGGUGUGGUUGCCCUCUGGGUCUCUACGGGAAUGAUCUGGGCGAUCGAUAGGGUUCCCCUGAUUCCUGGCGUUCUUGAGCUGGUGGGCAUUGGAUAUACUGGGUGGUUUGCGUACAAGAACCUUGUUUUCAAACCAGAUAGGGAAGCUCUAUUCAGGAAAAUCAAGGACAUAUAUGGUGAGGUUACUGGAAGCAGCUGAAAUGGUGGUUGCUGGCAAGAGGUGCAAUAUUCUCUGUUUCUGCAAUUGGAAUGUGCAGAGCACAUGUCGGCAUCAAGAACCUUAGACCAGAGCUAUUUCCUGUAACGUUCUUCGAGUGUUUCUUAUUAUAGUCUCCACCAAUAUCCGUAAACUAUUGGCUUUGUAAAUUCAAAGCACCCGAAAUGAUCUAGUCUUGUUGCACUGAUGUAACCGGGAAGGGCUAUCAUUAGUAAUAAGCUAUACCAUUCAUCUGA
Syzygium oleosum is the source of this 899-nucleotide messenger RNA. RefSeq names its product protein CURVATURE THYLAKOID 1B, chloroplastic. Lineage: Eukaryota; Viridiplantae; Streptophyta; Magnoliopsida; Myrtales; Myrtaceae. Gene Ontology annotation, cellular component: thylakoid; chloroplast thylakoid membrane. Bases 130 to 645 code for a protein of 171 amino acids. The record is from RefSeq and is a predicted model, not a curated record. The transcript is spliced from 6 exons.